Capsicum annuum is the source of this 681-nucleotide messenger RNA. Its product is annotated as F-box protein At3g07870-like. The annotation marks the transcript as partial. NCBI's taxonomy places the organism in Eukaryota, Viridiplantae, Streptophyta, Magnoliopsida, Solanales, Solanaceae. The record is from RefSeq and is a predicted model, not a curated record. The transcript has a single exon.
AACCCUUCCACAAGAGAAUCAACAGUACUUCGUAGUACAGAAUUUUUACCGUCAGAGGAUUAUAUUUGCGGAUUGGGGUAUGACGCAACUAGUGGUGUCUAUAUGAUCCUUAAGAUCGGUUACCAAUCAUGUAGUGAAAUUCUUGCACUGAAAAGUGGUUCGUGGAGAAUAAUAGGUAAGCCUACUGGCAUUUACCGCUCGUGGUUGUUUGAUAUGGACUCUCAGGCUUUUGUACAUGGAGCAUUUCAUUGGCUUGGUUUGUCACGGGAUGAGUCUGUGACUUCAUACGAUAUUUCAAAUGAGGUAUUCAAAGAAAUAACAUUUCCAGAUGGAAAGUUUGUGGUUCCGGGCAUGAAUUGCGUCAAACAUGGCCUUUCGGUAUUGGGAGAGAUGAUUUGCAUUUGUACUACUCAUUAUGAUCAAUGGAAGUACACUUUUAACUUAUGGAUAAUGAAAGACUAUGGUAUUAAGGAAUCUUGGACUCGAUUUUUUACUAUCUUAAGUACCGAUCUUUAUUCUUUGGUACCAGAAUACAGGUUUUCAGAUGGUGAAGUGUUACUCCGUUGCAAGCAUUUUGACCGUUGUCGUUAUAUAUUUAAGACAACCAAAGAAUCAUCUGGUUUUGGGUUCAAUCUCGUUCAGAAUGCAUUCGGAAUGGAUUUGUUUAUACAGAAAGCUUGA